CAGUCGCUCGCGGCCCGCUCGCUUGGUCGACCGUCAACGUUAUCACACUCAAUCUUUGGUUUUGGGGCGUGUAGUACAAAUUUAACAUUAUUAUAUUCUGAAAUUAUCACAAGUUCCACAUUCCUUGAAUUGUUAAAGGCCCAUUUGAACUUUUCUUUUCUAUAUCACCAGUUAACCGAAUAACAAGGAAUGGAAGACCUGAGUUUUUUGCCCGAUCUCCCGAGUGGGCCCCUGGAUGUGUUUAGAAGAACCGCCACAUUCGAUUGGAAACGUUUAAAACUAGCGCUAGAAGGCGAUAUAAAUCUACUAAAACUUAAGUACAAAAUAUGGCACACACUAGAGAAGGACCCACUCUUCGCGCACUCCGCAGUCACCCCAUCUGUGGAAGAGCAGAAACGCAUCACCCAGCUGCAAGUUAACAGGAUAAACCAGUACAAAUUCCUCACGCCCGAAUUAAUGCGGUUGAGUUACAUUAAAAAAACCAGAGCAAUAAUGACAAUCAACGAAGCAGUGCAGUCGCUCAACCCUAGCGUGUCAGUGAAGAUGGCUAUCGGCAUAUAUUUGCCCUCAAACGCACUGCUUUCGCUGGGUACUGAGCGGCACUAUAAGUUCUACGAGGCACUACUAGUUAAGAGAGAGAUCCUAGCGGCAUUCGCGCUGACAGAAGUCGCGCACGGCUCAGACGCGCGACUGAUGCGCACGACCGCGACGUACGACGCGACGACGCGAGAAUUCGUGCUCCACUCACCGGACUUCGAGGCUGCCAAAUGCUGGGUUGGUAAUCUAGGUCGGACAUGUACCCACGCGCUAGUGUUCGCUCAACUAAUCACACCAGAUGGAACAAGUCACGGUCUACACGGUUUUAUGGUACCCAUCAGAGACCCGGAAACGUUGGAGACGUAUCCAGGUCUCAUUGUUGGCGAUAUGGGGGAGAAGAUUGGAGUCAAUGGGAUUGAUAAUGGGUUCAUGAUGUUCAACCAAUACCGGAUACCGCGCGAGAAUCUCCUGAACCGAACGGCUGACGUCACAGAAGAGGGGGUAUACGAGAGCUCCUUCUCCGAACCCUCCAGGAUACUUGGGGCUGCCCUUGAGAAUUUAUCUGCAGGUCGUAUCGGCAUAAUGCAAGAGAGCUGCAACUCCAUAUCGUCGUGCGUGUCGAUCGCGGUGCGGUACGCGGCGACCCGCGCUCAGUUCGGCAGCGCGGCGCGCGAGAUUCCGCUGCUAGAGUACGAGUUGCAUCAAUGGCGGCUGUUCGGUUAUGUGGCGGCGGCCGUAGUGUUCAAGGUAUACAUCGAGAGCUUCACCAGGAUAUAUCUGAAGAUUGUCGAGGCCUCGAAUUCUGGUCAGAAAGUUGAUAAUUUGAGCGAAUCGGUGUCAGAAAUUCACGCCAUGGUAUCCAGUAGUAAGCCCAUGACAACUUGGACUGUGCUGAGGGCAGCUCAACAGUGCCGCGAGGCCUGCGGUGGACACGGAUUUAUGAAGCGAGCAAACCUAGGCGAAAUCCGCCGCAACCACGAAGCAACAGUAACCUACGAGGGUGACAACAGCGUGCUAUCCCAGCAGGCGGGCAACUGGCUUCUCCGGCAGUACGAGUGCAGCAAAACGCAGUCAGUCGACUCCCCGCUAGGAACCGUCACAUUCCUGAACCAUAGCCAUGAGAUUAUGGAGCGCCGCUUCGCUUGUACACACACUUCGCAACUAAAGGAUAAAGAAUUCAUACUAUCAACCUACAAAUGGCUGAUCUGCUGGCUCCUAAAAGAAACCCACGAAAAAUACGAAUCUCUCCUCGCGAGCGGCCUCACAAAGUUCCAGGCGAAAGCCAAAUGCCAGGUGUACAAGUGGCAGACGUUGACGGAAGUUUACGCCGAGUAUUUAGCUCUUCUGUUCUGUUGGGAGGCUAUUGGGAAGAAAGAGAAGGAGCUACAGCCGAUUUUGGAGAGGCUGUUUUUGCUGUACGGUCUAUGGUCGUUGGAUAAGCAUUUAGUGGAACUGUACCAAGGCGGUUUCGCGUCGGGUCCCGCGCUGGCGUCGCUCGUGCGGAGCGGCGUGGCGGAGCUGUGCUCGGCGCUGCAGCCCGACGUGGUGGCCGUGGUGGACGCGCUCGCACCCACUGACUUCGUGCUCAACUCCGUGCUCGCCAAGAGCGACGGCAAGCUAUACCAAAACCUUCAAAAAGAGCUGUUCCACACACCGGGCGGCAUGGAGCGGGCGACGUGGUGGCGGGACGUCGUUCCUACUCCGCAGUCUAAGCUGUAAGCGUACUUAGCAUAUUAUAUAGGAGGCUUGGAAGUAUCGUUAUACCGAAGUCAAGGUAUAGUUCCAAUUCUGGAUUCAAGCGGCCACAGGAUUCGACGUAUUUUAAUAAGGACAUAGGCCCUUAUAAUUUCAAAAUUUUAUCUUUUGUUUUCAGUUUUACUUUUAAAGGUGCCAUACGAUUUUUUAUUAUUUUACUCAGAAAUAUGUAAGUGAGAUAAAACACAAUAUAUGUAGUUUAUAUCACGUUCAUAAUAGUAAUUUUCUUAUUUUUCCAUUCACUUCGUCUGCCAUAUACACGUGACGUCACGUUUGUGUAUAAUUUAGUGAGCGUUGCAAGCGUUGAGUACGGAUGUUAAAAUCGGACUAUUUUGACUUUUAUAUUGCUUUUAUAAAAUACCUUACACAACGGGGUCAUUGAACCAUAUUGACAAAGGCAAAGAGUUCAAUUUGUCAUAUCUAUAGUCUUAUUUUUGUAUGGUAUUCAUAGAGAAAUAAGCCCUUUUGAAAAGACUCCUCAUUUAUUUUGUUUUGAUCAUUUUUCAAACAAAACAAAAUCAACUCUGUUCCUUACAUUGUAGAUUCAAAUUUCACUGACAAGGUUUGGAUAUUUUUCUUGUAUGAAUGGGCCUUAGGAGGCUAUACUAUUAGAGGUUAAAUUUAAUAUGAAAGUGCUGCCGCCGCUGCAUGCUGUCGGAAUUGGAAUUGUACCUUAACGCCCAAGGAGGCAUCAGAUAUACAAGAACAGUUUAUGAAAUGUUAGAAUUUUUUAUAAAGAUCGGGAAAUUAGGGAUUAUUUUUGUUAAUAUGUGACCAGGAUACAUUGUACUCGAAUCAUAUCUAAGUAUUUAACUGGAUCUUUACAUAUAAUGUGAUUAAAUUAUUUAUUCGCGUCGAUAAACGACAAAUAUGCAUGGUAUUAGUAAAUCGAAUGAUUACUUGAUUAUCAUAUGAAUAUUUUGCUCCUGUAUAAAACAGUGACCUGUAGGGCUAAUAUGGUCGGCUCUUUAUCAUUUGUCAGCAUGCCUGUCACGUUCUAACAAACAUUUAAGUGCGAUUGUGACGCUUGGCACGACAGGUGAUAAUAAUGCGACCAUGAUACCGCUUAUGUACUUGUUUAUUGUUUAUUAAUAUCAACUUUAAUGCUAAAUAACUGUCAAAUGCAUUUUUUCACGCCAAAAAGCAAUUACGAGAAUUCGUAUUAAGUCAAUUUUAUUGUAUUUUUAUUGUUUAUUAUUGCAUAUAUUUUUUUAAUCGUAUUGUUUUGAUUACAUACAUGUAUUGAUUGCAUGCAAUUUAUUUGACAUUUUAUUAUAUUAGUUUAAUGUUAGUAAGGGAUAAUGUGAGAUAUGUGUAGGGCUAGCAUAAGUGAUAGUAAUAUUUCGUCGCCAAACUUUUUAUUAUUUUAUAAAGCAAAAGAAAUAUAGUCUGUCAAGCCAUUUCCGUCAGCAGGGUUAUCAUCCCAUAGACAAUCUGAAUUUCGCGCCUUAUUGACAGAGUGGUUUGACAGACUAUGCGAUCACGUGCCUCGGGAACUUAUGCUAGUCCUAAACUUUUUAUUUUUUUAAGUUAGGUAAUAAUAUUGUUUCUAUUUUUUAAUUCCAUAUGCAAAUUAAAAUAACGGUGUCCAGAUAACGUUAUUAAAAAAAAAAGUGUUUAUAUUAUUUACAAAUGGUAUAUGGCUAAUAAAGUAUUUUGCAAAUAUGGUACAGUCACCAUCAGAUAUAUCGGAGCGGCCAAGGUGCUCAAAAAUAUCUGAACACGCCUCUAUUGUGAAUGCGUUAGUAUGUGUUCAGAUAUAUGUAAGCACGGGACAUUGAGUUCAUGUGUCCGCGGCCGGCAAAACGCACUUUGUCACUUUCCAUAAAGACGCUUUGAUAGGUUAUUCGUAUAAGAUACAAGCAAAUCUCGUCCUUAUGGUAAGCGACAAAGUUGCACCUUUGAUGAGACUUCGACCAAAGAUGUAUUGUUUGAGUAUUAAGAUGUGUCAAAUCUAAGACAAUUUUGUGCUUCGAAUUUGACAGAUAAACGAGAUGGACCUGUACAGCUCCAUACAUUUUGCGGUAACUUUGACUGUCAAAAGUUGACGUUUGACAGAUCAGUGACCGCAAAACAUAUGGCGCAGUACAGCGCCAUCUGUUUUUGAUGUCAAACUAACGGGCACGUUUUUUUCUUAGACUUUACCUAUUUAUUAUAAUCAAUUCUCUUUGCUUCGACACAUAUUUUAGAAUGUUCAGAUGUUCUAUCGGUUAUUUUGCCAAUGUGGUGGUACAAGGAAAAUACAUAUAGUAUUUUGCAUAACGGGUAUAGUGUAUAUUUAAUCGGGUAUUCUGCGAUAUAAGUGUUGGCUAUGUGAUGGUUGCCACUUUCAACGAGGGUGCGGAGUGUUAGGGUCGGCAACACGCAUGUUACACCCCUGGAGUUGCAGGCGUCCAUAGGCUACAGAGACUGCUUACCAUCAGGCGGGCCGUACGCUUGUUUGCCGCCGACGUAGUAUAAAAAAAUCGGGCAAGUGCGAGUCGGACUCGCGCACGAAGGGUUCCGUACCAUAUAAAAAAAAAAAACAAAAAAAAAGCAAAAAAAAAACGGUCACCCAUCCAAGUACUGACCACUCCCGACGUUGCUUAACUUUGGUCAAAAAUCACGUUUGUUGUAUGGGAGCCCCAUUUAAAUCUUUAUUUUAUUCUGUUUUUAGUAUUUGUUGUUAUAGCGGCAACAGAAAUACAUCAUCUGUGAAAAUUUCAACUGUCUAGCUAUCACGGUUCGUGAGAUACGGCCUGGUGACAGACGGACGGACGGACGGACGGACGGACGGACGGACGGACAGCGAAGUCUUAGUAAUAGGGUCCCGUUUUACCCUUUGGGUACGGAACCCUAAAAAAGAUAGCAGAACCUACAACGCGCACGGUCCCUAUUUUACAAGUCUCAAAUUAACCAAUGUCACUUAGCCGCCAACACUCUUAAUCUAUUUUUAGUUACCUAAAAUUAAAACUACCUACAAAACUAAACUAACAUUAAAAUAAACCUACUUAAAAAUUAAACAACAAUAGAAAAAAUACCCACAUAUGAAAGGUCCCCCAAGUCUGAGCCCUGCGGAAGGGUGCCCAUGAGGCUGGCUACAGGGUAAUAUAGCCAGACACACACACACACACACAGACACACAGACACACACACAGACCCACACACAGACCCACACACAGACACACACACACACACACACACACACACACACACACACACACACAGACACACAGACACACUUGGGCACAGACUUGGGGGACCUUUCAUAGGUGGGUAUCUUUUCUAAAAUUGUUGUUUAAUUUUUUAAUUUUUAGUUUACAUAUAGUUUUUAUCUAAUUUGUCAUUGGCAAUUAAUUCGGUCACAAAAUAUGUUGCAAAUCAAUCGGAAUGAAAUGAAUUUGAAAUUAUAUAUUAAUCAUAUUGUUUUUGAUAUAUGUUGGUAUGUACAAAUGUAUUUUUUACAUGGGAUAGCACUAUAAUGUUACUUACCUGAAUGAGUAUUAAGUGUUUCUAUUUUUUUUAAUCGGUUAAGGUGUGGCAAAAGAUUAACCUAACCUCCCAAGGCCCAGCCAUACAAAUGAUAAAUGCAAUAUUUGCCACAGAAAUUUGAACGUUUAGUCUAGGAAAUAGAGUUGAUUAUGCGUUGUUCAAAAACUGAACGAAACAAAGCAAAAGCAACUCUGUUCCAGUAGAAUAUGAAUAAUAUGAUAUAAAUUUAAUUGAACUGAAUAAGUACUAUAGGUAGGACCUUGGGCUUUAGGAGGCUAAAACAUUAUUUAGGGGUACCUAUACACGAUGAUUUUUAAUCGGUGAUCAGGAACCAAUUUUUCUAAUUCAGUCAGCGACGGCGAUCACAUUUAACUAUGAAACCAACCGCGAAAUCGCGAAAAAAAAAAUAAACUCUCUCAUAGAAAAUAUCAACAUCGGACCAACCCAAAUGUAUGAAACAGGCAAUUUUUUUUGUGAUUUCGAAGUUGGUCCGAUAGUUAAAUGUGAUCGCCAUCGACGACUGAAUAAGAAAAAUUGGUUCCUGAUCACCGAUUACAUUUCUUGGUGUAGAAGUCUUAUGUUGUAUAAACUGCCAAAAAAUCAUUUGCAGUCAACUGGCUACACCUUAAACCGCCGUAUUACUUUAAGAUUUAAGAUCCACUAGCAAAUCAAUUUAUUUAUUUUGUACAAUUAUUUAAUUAUUAUAAUGUUACAGUUUAACUUUUUCAAUGUUAUUUAACACCAUUUCAUGAUUUUACUUAAGUUACGCUCGUAGUGCCACGUAGCCUUAGUUUUUCCGGUAUGUAGCAAAUUGUUUCCUAUAGGCGUUACGACAAAAUGUCGCGACCAGCGUUGAAUGGGUUAACUUUGCAUUUGAGUUUACUGUCAAUACUUGGUUUUACUUAGCUCUGUAAAUUAAUAGGGAAAUAUAUUGUCUAGAUUUUUGUUAGAAGUGCUAUAUUGGUGUCUAAUAAUAUUAAUAAUUGUGAUAGAUUUUUCCAACAUUUCAUUUUAGAUAUUCUAAUACAUCUACAGAAAUAGGGUGGUUUGAUAACGGGUUAACUUACCAUAUAUUAGUAUUACAUUUAAUAUUAAUUUGCCGGAAUUAUUUUAUAGUUAUUUACGAUCGAAGUGCGAAUGACCUAUGCGCACGUGUAUCGUACAUUUUCCAGUACAUAUGGCCCUUUAAAGGACCAUGGGCAACUUUGUAUGGAGCCUGGACCCAACGCCAACAGAAAUGAGAGUAAGGUCAUUAGAUAGGUAUUUCUAUGUACUUCAUUUUGUUCUAUGGGCACCAAGCGGAAUUCCAUUGCAGAACAGAGAUAUUGGUAUUUUAGCCAAAAUGUCGUCACCCUUAUUACCCAGUCAAUACAGUCCAAGUAAGUAAAUUAAUUGCUGCAGGGUAGAUGUUCGCGCACCGCCGGGCGAGCACACCGAAUGAAUUGCCGCGUUCGCCCGGCGGUGGACUCUAUUGCCUAGGUACGAGGGUUGCACUGAAAAUGUCGGGAAUAGAGAAAACUGUCGCAUCUAGACGGUCAAUCUUUAUUUUAAUACAUACUUAAACUCAAACUGACCACGCAUAUAAAUUUUCUUUUGAAAGUAAUCAUUCUGUAAUGCACACGGCUCAUAAUCCCAAAGUCCUUUUUGUAUGGCGAUUUUGGGGCCUUAGUGGUUUUGUAUGAAAUUCGUGGAGUAGCCAACGGAAUUGAAGUUUUUUUACAUAUAUAUAUAUAUAUAAAAGAUUUUUUUACUGUUGUCAUAUGAAUAUUUAGGAAUGUCGAAAUCUGCCGAUAUGCAACUUUUUUGGCAGUCUUUUUAAUUAACAGCACAAAUGCGAUUUUAAUUUUUGACGUCGCUUUGGAAUGACAUGCUUCUUUAAGAUCACCCAUGGGAUAAAAUGAAAGUGACUUUCAUAUUUAAUUUUAACUGCAAACGAGCGUACGAUGAACUCUAGUUCAUAAAAAAAUAACAGAAGCCCAUUGUAACUUUUAUUUGUUCGCUGAGGGCAUAUUGAAAACCGUUUAAAAAUAUGAUCCGAAAAAUCACUUGGCCAAAAAUUCAAAUAAUGUUCGACAUACAAUUUUCAAAUUGCCAGUAAUUCUUAAAUACAAAUGACAACCAAAUGGAAUAUACCUUAAAAGUUUUAUAAAGAGUUACAUUUUUAUAAAUUAUAUGCCUGUUUCUAUUAUGUUAUUUCUAAGUGUCCCAUUCCCGAAUAUUUCAGUGCGACCCUCGUAAUAAGGGUGACGACAUUAUGACUAAAAUACCAAUAUCUCAGUUCUGCAAUGGAAUUCCGCUUGGUGCCGAUAGAACGAAAUGAAGUACCGAGAAAUACCUAUCUAAUGACCCGACUCUCAACUCUGUUGGUUUUGGGGCCAUUUUGACGCAUAGUCCUUUCGACGUAGUUACGUAAUGUGCUUACUAUAGCACAGGGGUAAUGGAGCACUACAUCUAGUAAAUAUACUUAGUGUCAAAGAGCCAUUUUAAAUGAAAUUAAAAAAAUGUUGGUAUAAAAUAUUACAAACGCAUUGCGAUUAGAUAGUGUUUUAUAUAUAUUUUCAAUGGGGAAUACUACCUAAGGUAAAAAUUAUUUCAUGUAUCUGACGUAUAUCUUGAAAUUAUUAGAAAGUAAUCUAUAUAUAUUAUGCUUCUGAGGUAUUCUAGAAUAAAUAUGUAUUUAAAGAAACGAUGUGUCGAGCUUAUAAAUGAAAAUAUAAAUAGUCCAUAAUAUGUAGUAUGUUUAGUUUCAAAACGGCUUCAAACGACCAACCUGGGGCCUAUUGCAUAAUAAAAUACAAGCUAAUACUAUGAGUGAAUUUACAUACAAAAUCACUAAUAGUAUUAGCUUGUAUUUUAUUAUGUAAUAGGCCCCAGGGAUCAUUGGGGGGGCCUAGUCAAGAUUACAAUCGUUGACAGAAAACGCCAAUCGAAAUUUAAAUAAUGUAUGGAAAGAGUCACGUGACUUUUCGCAGCAUCUGUCAUUCCGAUACAUUUCUUCUUUUCGUUUGGCGUUCGUCGAUGUACAAUUGUCAACUUGUCUAGACCCUCGGAUAUGCUUAUAAUGAAAUUUUAUUCCAGUUUAGUCGAAUCUGACUUUAGAAAUAUACCUUUUAUGCCUUCUUUCAUACCUUAAGGUAAUAAAAUUCUCGGUAUAUACAUAAGGGCGGCGCCAAAUGUUUCUAUAAUUAAUUUAAGUAAACGUUAACAGGGUAGUCAGAAACACCCUGUAUGUAUUAAUACUAUUAAUAGUUAUAUUGUUCAAUGGAAUGUUAUUUCUAUUAUGAAUGUUGUCGACUUUUAAACGUUUUAACCUACUUUAGUAUAAAAGCAUUGAUCUUAUAAGAUGUGUAAAAAAAUCGUGCCCCGAAUUUGGCAGCUGUAGAUGGCAAUAAAAUUGACAAACGUCAUAUUUUGACAGCCAGACUGCCCUCCUAACGAAAAGUGCAAUAACUCGAGUUUUGGGUCAAGUUGAGUUAUAUACAUAUUCGCGUUGAGCAUAACGAGUUCUAUAUUUUCUUCUUAGACAGUUUUAAGGUAUCUGUAACGUAAACAUGUUUUUUAUUAAUCAAAACUGCAAUAUCUGAAGCAAUGACUUGUGAUUUACUUAUGAAGAACGACAUAACUGUAGUUAUCGCUCUUAUGCUUAGUAAAAUUAUGAUAACAAAUGUUAGUCCAAUAACUAAUCAUAAACGCAAUAAGUGAAGUUGUUACACUUAUGUUUAGGAUUGUCGAAAUUUUAAUGAUAAGUUUAUUUAAUAACAAGGCAAUACAACUAAGUUAUUGCAUUUAUGUUUAGGACGAUGGGGCACAGACAGUAUAGUUUUACCAAUAACGGUGCAAUAUGAUGGCAAGUUGUCGCAUUUAUGAGUAGUAAAAUGUUCACUGCGGGCGAAGGGUACGGAAUAAGUUUCGAUUUUGUGCCAUGAGCAUCCAUCAGUCGCCUAUUUUUGUUAGAUUUUUUUAUCGAAUAAUAUAAUUGUCAAAGUAACUGAUCGCAUAAGAAACACCACGCUCCGCUCUAAAACCCGCAUUGCUGACUUAGGCGAAAAAACCGCUAGGCUCAAAUGGGACUGGGCCGGUCACGUCUACCGCAUGCAUCCGGAGAGGUGGGCUAGCUUAGCCACCAGGUGGAUGCCGGUAGAGGGACGUGGCCGCGGUAGGCCCAAACGGAGAUGGCGAGAUGACCUGGACAACUUCCUGAACAACUGGCCGGAGGAAGCACCAAAUCGGGAGUCGUGGAAAUUAAGGGGAGAGGCCUUUGCCCAGGAGUGGGACACUCAAAUAGGCUAGUAAAAAAAAAAUAUAAUUGCAAUAGUGAGACAUGAAAAACUAGUAUUAUUUACCAGAAGUAGGACUCUAAAAAUAAAUGUUUAUUUUUUUUAUUACUUGUGUUAUUGUAAUGUUAUGUCAUAUAAUCUUUAAUAGAAAAAAACCGACUUCUCAAAAUAGUUUGAAAUGCCAUAUAUACAUUAUUGGCUGGUAUUUAACUGAUAUAGUAAUUAGUAAUCCACUUCGUCACCUUUUUCUCGUAGCAUAUUUCGUUUCUGUAAGGGUCGCAGUUCUAACCUAACCUUACCCACUUUUCUAGUAGCACUUCGUUUCUCUAAGGGUCGCAGUUCUAUCCUAACCUAACCCACAAAAUCGAAAUCGCCAAACUAUGCAUCGUUGAAGAGUUCUGUUCUAAUCAUCAUCAGCAGUUCCACUUCAUCAAAUGCGACAGUUUUUAAUGUAAACGCUUGAUUUUCUGUUGAAAAUACAAAAAUCUCUAUACGUAUGCCUUUAAGAUUUGAGGAGUUCCCUCGACCUCAUGGAUCCCAUGUUCAGAACUCGAGCUUGACAUAAAUGUGGCUUAAAAACUUAAUUUGCUCAAUAAACAUAACGAAGAGGACAAAUCACCACACGUGAACUAUGCGUCGUUGAAGAGUUCUGUUCUGAUCAUUAUCAGCAGUUCCACUUCAUCAAAUGCGACAGUUUUUAAUAAAAAUACUUGAUUUUCUGAUGAAAAUACAAAAAAUCUCUAUACGCAUGCCUUUAAGAUUUGAGGAGUUCCCUCGAUUCCUCGUGGAACCCAUCAUCAGAACUCGAGCCUGACAAAAAUAUGGCUUAAAAACUUAACUUGCUUAACAAACAUAACGAAGAGGACCAAUCGUAAAACGUGAACUAUGCGUCGUUGAGGAGUUCCCUUCUGAUCAUCAUCAGCAGUUCCACUUCAUCAAAUGUCACCUUUCUUAAUGUAUAUGCUUGAUUUGAGGAGUUCCCUCAAUUCCUCAUGGAUCCCAUCAUUAGAACUGGGUUUUGACAAACACGGGACCAAUCUGUACAUCCAAUUAAAAAAAGAAUUUUCAAAAUCGGUCCUGUAAUGACGAAGGUAUGGAGUAAACAUAAAAAAUAAAAAUAAAAAAAUAUAAAAAAAACAUACAACCGAAUUGAUAACCUCCUCCUUUUAGAUUUGGAAGUCGGUUAAAAAUACACUUUUGCAACAACCAUAAUAGAAAAGAAAAUUAACCACAUCGUCUUACUAAUUAAAACUGCAAUAAGUAAACUACUUAUUGUACUUAAGAUUCAAGCAUACAGUACAGCAGCAUACUAUAAUUGCUUAAAAUAAUCGUAAUAUCUUGAUUACUAACGAUAAGUGCAAUAAGUAGACUACUUAUUGCAGUUAUGGCUUGUAAUUAUAUCAUGUCUGUAUUGGACCAUCCUAAGCAUAAGUGCGUUUGCUCAUUUUUUAUAGUAUAAAUAAAUAAAUAAAUAAUUAUUAGGUAUGUACAAAUAAACUCAAAAAUAUUAUCUAUUUUUUGGUCAAAGUUUCAAGUCAAUAGGAUGUGUAAUAUUGGAGAUAUCAACUAAACAAAUUUAAAAUCUUUUACCGCGUUUUUCUCGAAAGUAGCUUGACUCUAGUUAUUGCACUUUUCGUUAGGAGGGCAGCAGAGUUACCGCAUAAUGUACGGAGCCGUACAGCGCCAUCUACUGUCGAAUUCGAAGCACGCGUUUGUCAUAACAUUUAAUACAAUCGACAAAAAAAUAAAUUAAUGUAUGGUUAAAUAUCUGACACUAUUGGACAUUUUACACGGCAUGUCAGGUGGGAAAAUUAAUAAUUAUUGUUCAUAAAUAUUUGAAUUAGAUCUGUCAAAGGACUGCGGUCUUACUGCGGUAUGAAUAAGGGGAUUCAUAACCGCCACAACCUCUACCAACCUCAAAUACGGUCAAUUUAAGUUCAAUUCUAUGAGAUUUUUCACAAAUAAAAUUUACUUACCAGCAUUUUAUGAGUGAUGACAUCUGACGGGCCGUGUAGUAUGACUAUUACAAUUUAAAAUUAGAAAAUUUAACAUAUCUUAAAUGUAUAUUUAACAGUACCGCAGUCUUAAAAAAUCUUAUGUUACUAAAAAUCAAAGCUUACCUAUAAACAUUUUUCCCUAAAACAGUUUUCUUUUUUUGGAAAGAACUUGAGAUUUCUAAGAGUUUUUAUGUUUUUUUUACUGGAAUUUCUUUUUAAAUGUAAAUAAUUUUACCGUAGGGCCACGGAAGCGUGCGUUUCGUGGCCGAGGUGUUAUACUAUAUAUUUUAUAUUUGUUUAUUAUUUGUAAUUUAGUCACGUAACCAAGUCAUUCCUUCACUGUCGAUAAUUUAACUAUAUCUCCUCAGAAGUGCCUUCCUCGAAUGUAUUGUAUUAUCAUUUAUAAAUAAAUGUCUUCUAUGAA
This is a messenger RNA of Cydia splendana, 12461 nucleotides long. Its product is annotated as peroxisomal acyl-coenzyme A oxidase 3. The transcript has 14 exons. Gene Ontology annotation, biological process: lipid homeostasis; fatty acid beta-oxidation using acyl-CoA oxidase. The record is from RefSeq and is a predicted model, not a curated record. The coding region runs from base 190 to 2256 and encodes 688 amino acids. Gene Ontology annotation, cellular component: peroxisome. Gene Ontology annotation, molecular function: fatty acid binding; pristanoyl-CoA oxidase activity; FAD binding. Lineage: Eukaryota; Metazoa; Arthropoda; Insecta; Lepidoptera; Tortricidae.